AUGCGAGAAAUUAUUAUACAAUUUCUAAUAAUUGUUUUUGCAUCUAGCUUGCCCUUUCUGUUUAGUUUACAUGGAGAUUUUGUUUUCGAUGAUUCAGAAGCGAUUGUAAAGAAUAAGGAUGUUACUUCUGCAUCCUGGCUUGACUCAUUUAGUAAUGACUUCUGGGGUACAAAUAUAAAAAGUAACAUUAGUCAUAAAUCUUAUCGGCCUCUGACGAUAAUAUCAUUCAGAUUGAACUAUUAUGUAAACAGCCAAAAUUUAUCUGCUACACAAUUUAAAGCCACAAAUCUUUUAUGCCACAUAUCAUGUUGUAUCCUAGUAUGGAUGACUUACAAUUGUAUUUGGAAUAGAGUAAAGAUGAAGAAUAAUUUAGGUAGCAAUGUAAACCUACCCUUCAUUGUAGCUAUUAUAUUCAGUGUACAUCCUGUACAUGUGGAAGCUAUUUGUGGCAUUGUAGGAAGAGCAGAUUUAUUAGCAACAGCUACAUUCCUUUUAUCAUUCCUUAUUUAUGAUAAAGCAAUUAGAUCUAAUAAAAUAUUAAAUAUUUAUUUAUUUACCAGUAUUAUACUUGCUAGUAUUUCUAUGCUGUUUAAGGAAAAUGGGAUAACUGUAUUGGGUGUUUGUUGUGUGUAUGAUUUAAUUCUUCAUAUAAAAUCAAGACCACAAGAGAUACUGAAAAAUAAAGGUGCACUGUACAUAUUUAAGAAUGUAAAUAUGGAUAUCAAAAGUGUUUAUAGAAUAAUUUGCACUGUUUUAUUUACAAUGUUGUUUUUGUAUGGAAGAUGGGUUAUUAUGGGAGCAACUAAACCUGAGUUUAAGCCAACAGACAAUCCAGCUGCUUUCAGUCCUGAUCUCUUUACUAAGGUAUCCACUUACAGCUAUAUAUAUUUUCUUAACAUAUUAUUAUUAAUUUGGCCAGAAUGGUUGAGCUAUGAUUGGUCAAUGGGAUGUGUGCCACUAAUAAAGAAUGCACAUGAUUUCAGAAUAAUAUUUGCAUUUAUGUUAUACUUAUAUGGUAUAGUAUUCAUAAAUACAAUCAUUAAUAAAGCAAACAGGACUUCUACUAAAAGGAUAAUGAUAAUGGGGUUAUCAAUAAUGGUCAUACCAUUUCUGCCAGCUGCAAAUAUAAUUUAUCCAGUUGGCUUUGUUGUUGCUGAAAGAAUUUUGUACAUACCUUCUGUGGGAUAUUGUCUUUUGAUCUCUGUGGGAUUUCACAAAAUGAUAGAAUACAAUGGGAAGUGUAGAAAGAAACCAAUCAUCAUAUUAUUAUGUAUAAUAUUAAUUUAUGCUCUAAGAAGUUGGCAAAGGUCAUUCCACUGGCAAAAUGAGUAUAAAUUGUUCACCAGCGCUCUUUCAGUCUGUCCAUUGAAUGCUAAAGUACAUUACAAUGUAGCUAAAGUAGCUGACGCCAAAAAUAACACGGAAUGGGCUUUAAAAGAAUAUAGGGAGGCAAUAAGAUUAUAUCCAGAAUAUUAUCAAGCAAUGAAUAAUCUAGCAAAUUUAUUAAAAAAUGAUAAAGAAUAUGCAGAAGCAGAAUUCCAUCUUAGAAAUGCUAUCCACUACAAAAAAGAUUUCCCAGCAGCAUGGAUGAAUCUUGGCAUCGUCUUGGCGAACACAGGGAGAUAUAAGGAGUCGGAGAUUGCGUAUAAAACAGCUUUUCAGUACAGAAGAAAUUAUGCAGAUUGCUAUUACAAUUUGGGAAAUCUGUACCUAGAAAUGAAUAGAACUCAAGAAGCAAUGGAAAACUGGUACCAUGCUAUAAAUCUAAAUUCAAAACAUAUAUCGGCCUGGACGAAUCUAUUGGCAUUAUUAGACAAUACAGGACAAAUAGAAAAAGCCCUACAAAUUAUACCUAAGGCUCUCGCAGAACUGUCAGAUACUCCAUCAAUUAACUUCGCAAUAGCAAAUAUUUAUGGAAAAAUCGACCAAUAUAAUGAUGCAGAAAAACAUUUUCUUAAAGCUAUUAAGUUAUUCAAAGGUCGAGUGCAACCCCUUCAUUAUACUAAUCUUGGAGUAUUGUAUCAUCGCUGGAAAAAAUAUGGUCUAGCAGAAGAAAUGUAUAAAAUGGCUUUAAAAAUUGAUUCAAAAUUUCAUAGCGCUAUUAGAAAUCUUCAGAACUUAUACAAAAUUAAAAAGAAGUCAAAA
Brenthis ino (lesser marbled fritillary) is the source of this 2145-nucleotide messenger RNA. The record is from the annotation of a GenBank genome assembly. Lineage: Eukaryota; Metazoa; Arthropoda; Insecta; Lepidoptera; Nymphalidae.